CUGCUCCCUUGGAUUGUUUGCUGCUCCGACUGAAAGCACGGAGCGCUGCGAUGAGCCUCAGCACUAUCUGUCCUGCUCAAUCACUGUUAGAACGGCUGAAACAAACUCCGGAGACCUCUCCGCUUCCUGCUGUAAACUUUAGGGGACCCUGCAGGAUAUUAGGAAGAGCGGAGUAGUGGAGCAGCAGCAUCAUCUUCUUCAACUGGGGUUAGGAGUAAGGUGCAAACUCCACGUCUAACAGUAUCUGUAUUCGGUGUGUGCACCAUGGCGUCUAAACCUCACCCUCCUCUGAUGAAGAAGCACAGUCAGACAGAUCUGAUAAGCCGCCUGAAGAGCCGGAAGAUCCUUGGAGUCGGCGGGGAGGAUGAUGAUGGCGAAGUGCACCGCUCAAAGAUCAGUCAGAUGCUUGGAAAUGAGCUGAAGUUCGCAGUGCGAGAGCCCAUCGGGUUGAGGGUGUGGAUACUCAUUUCUGCAAUUGGUUUCACAGUCAUGGCCUUGAUGGCCCUGGUGUUUCCCAACCAGCUAUAUGAGCUUGUUUUUGAGGAAGAGCUCUCCGCGACUAGCAUCCCCGUUCGCCUUUAUGGAGGAGCACUACUUAGCCUGUCCCUCAUCAUGUGGAACGGUCUCUACACAGCAGAGAAGAUCGUCAUCCAGUGGACUCUGCUCAGUGAAGCCUGCUACUUUGCGAUCCAGUUUCUAGUGACAUCGGUCACCUUAAUAGAGAUUGGCAUUCUGCCCAACGCUGCCAUGAUCCUGCUCCUCAGUCGCGUCCUCUUCCUGGUGGUCACCAUGGCUUACUACUACCACCUGGGCCGUAAGCCGAAGAAGAUCUGAGCUGACCAUUGGAUACUUUGGGGGAGCAGACAAACCAAGUACAGAUCACAAGCGAGGGGUCAGAAGGUUCGGAAUUUUAUUGAUUGGGGCUUGGAGCAUUACAUUGCCAAUGGAUGCCCCCUGCCCCCAUCCAUAGGACCUAGCCUAUUGAAACCCCCAGAAUUCAACAGAUGAGCACAGUCUCGCAUUCCAGACUCUACAUCAAGAACGAGAAACCUCAUAGUGAAAGUGAAUUGCUCUUUCCCUGGGCUGUGAGGUCAAGCCCCUCUUGACACACAUUCCUCUUUUGUGCAGUUCUGAGUGCUGUUAUAAAAGAGGAGCUAGCAGUUUGUAGUGCAUUGUGUUCUUGUGUCUCCUACUUAUAUGAUUUGAUUUGUACAGUAUAUCUGGCUGUGCUGUUCAUGUACAGCCACAUGGUUUCCACAUUCAGUAUUUAGUGAUAUCUAAAGUUGCAUUUUAACACCACUUCUUAAUCACACUCAAAGACCAAGAGUUUGUAUUCCAGUUUGUUUCCUGUUUGAUGCUGUUGAUGUUAACUCACACUGUAUGUAUGCUAAAGUGAAGCCUGAAUAUCUGCUCUUGCAUGCUUCUCUGACAGCUCUCCGUUGAACACACUGAAUGGAAAAAGCAUCAGUGCUUAAUGUAAGAUUCAGGUGCAGUUAGAUAAGCUAAAUGCUGGAUGAGGGACAAUGAACCUUUUCUUAAACUGGUGACAGUUUUCUGGGUCAAAGUCAGUUUUUACUCUCAAUCACGCCCAUCACCCAUAUUCAGAUACCCAAAAAGAAAUGCUGAAACAUUUUUCAGGGACAAAGUGAUUUUUUUUAUUCCUCGAGGUGUCAGGCAAGAAGUUCUACCAAAGUGAACAGAAUUGUUUUGUACAGAAUAUUUACACUGCUGAAAUUAAUACAUGUAAUGUGGAGAAAUGUCCGUGUGAACCGACUCGUAGAAGAGAAGCAGUGUCUCCUUGUUGUGUGUGCACUGGUAGGCGGGACUUUAGCCGGAGCGAUCUUACAGUACAGCUAGUGUCACAAGCCGAGCAGGUCAGUGUGCAGAGCAAACAAACCUGAGCUGGUUCCUCUUUAGAGAUGUAGCACAGUUUUUUACAUACACCUCAUCCUUAGCCUUAAAAUUACUAAACAGUCAUCAACACUGCAUCCUACAUCUUGUAUAUAUGUAAAUAAAAGUAUUUACUAUUACGUGGUGUUCUUGUGAAGCGAACAGGGAACUCGUUCAGUAUUAGUUAAAUGACUUUCAAAGAUUGAUCUUUCUCUCGGUGUGGCUUAUUUUGUACCUAUUUAAGUGACAUUUGUUUUUGACGUUAUGCAUGCAAUAUAAUCCACCAAAAGACAUAACUGUGUAGCAAGCUGCCACCAACGAGAAUGCAAAGCUGAUAAAUAAAUGGCGGUGAAUGGAUGCAGUAGUUAAAUACAGCAAAAAAGCCUUUAAAAAGGAAAUUUGAUUGGUAAGACAGUUUAACUAUAUAUGCUUUAAAACACACAACUGAAAACAUGACAGUUUUUACCCAAACGAAUACAUGUUCUACCUCCCAAUUCUUGGCACGCCUUCAGGUACGCGUCAUCCUAGCUCACUGUUUAAAAGCCGUGCCAAUAAUACCAAUUUGUCAACUCUGAUCUGCAACUCAAAAAGGCCAGUUGAAAAGACACUUUUAAAAUAGCUGACUCUUUUAGACAUGUAUUUUGAGUCGAACACAAAACAUACAGUAGGUCUCUUCACCAAAGGUGGUCCAUAUUGUUGCAAAUGACCACGUUGAGUGCUGCCCUAGAAGGGAGUGGUCCUGAGGUCAGAGUGAUUGUGGGUUUGCAGUUGUGAGUCCAGCGCUGAAGGCAGAUGUGCUUGUUACUUGGGUGAGCUCUCAGUUCAGAUAGGGAAAACAUGAAACAUGGGUGAGGUCUCCCGUACUCCUGAAAAGUUGUAAUUAUCCUUUUUCCAGUGUUUAAUUAGAUGCAGCUCUCCCGAGUGACAUUGUGUGCCCCAACCUACUGCUCCGUCCUGACUAGCAUGGUAAUUAUGGAGUUCAAGAAAAAUGUCAUUCCAUUUCCGUCGAUACUACAGGCCUCAAAUCAUCAGCCCUGUGAAAUGUUCAAAGGUCUGUGAAGCAGGUUAUUUUAGGAGAGAUGGGCUGUUUUGAGGGGGCGGGCAGAAGAAGAAGAAGAGGCAAAGAAAUGGCUCUUUCAUCCUCCUGGUUGUCUGACGUAAAUUAGUCCAAAUAUUACAUUGCUAAGUUGUGUCCUUGACAUUUUAGAGGAAUGGUAAGUUGAGCGGUUCAUUCCCUCUGAUGUAGAUCUAACAUAUAUUGUACUGUUGUGAAUAGCAUACCAGGUCAAACUGUUUCAAGUUGUAGCAUUGUGUUUUUAUGUAUAUAUGUGCUAUAUUGUACCUCAAAAAUGAAUUGUUGUGGAUUUCCACUAUUUAGUUUGAAAUAAAGGACACUACUGUUUAUUUUGAAGACU
Molecule: messenger RNA, 3305 nt
Organism: Epinephelus fuscoguttatus (brown-marbled grouper)
Lineage: Eukaryota; Metazoa; Chordata; Actinopteri; Perciformes; Serranidae
Product: tumor protein p53-inducible protein 11-like
Exons: 8
Coding region: 265-834 (189 amino acids)
Source: RefSeq, a predicted model, not a curated record